Molecule: messenger RNA, 1322 nt
Organism: Raphanus sativus (radish)
Lineage: Eukaryota; Viridiplantae; Streptophyta; Magnoliopsida; Brassicales; Brassicaceae
Product: dof zinc finger protein DOF3.4
Exons: 1
Coding region: 337-1101 (254 amino acids)
Biological process (GO): regulation of DNA-templated transcription
Molecular function (GO): DNA-binding transcription factor activity; DNA binding
Source: RefSeq, a predicted model, not a curated record
GAGCAAACAGAGCCAACACUGUUUCACAAUAAUCCAUAGCCGACUCAACAAUUCCGAAAAAGACAAACUUUUAAAGACGAGAGAGAGAGAGAAAGAACCAGCAGGAGAGGUAGAGAGUACAGAGAAAGCGUGGCCUCUAAUCAAACCCAACAACCUCUGUCAAAAAAAGUCUGACUUUCUUCUCCAUUACCAUCUCUAUCUGCCCAAUGUUUCCUCCAUAAAAACAAAAACAAAACUCACUCCCUCGUAUCUAAAGUUCCAACCUUUUAACCCAAACACCAACCAUAUCAACAAAAGCUCCAAUCUUUCUUCUUUUCCCGCGUCUUCUCCUUCUCGAUGACGACUUCCGACUCCGGCGAAUCACGACGUACAGCGAUGACGAGACUUCACGGCGGACUAACAGGGCUUCCACCGGCCACAGUUCAGCAAGACCAGCUCCCGUGUCCACGCUGCGAGUCAACCAACACCAAGUUCUGUUACUACAACAACUACAACUUCUCCCAGCCUCGCCACUUCUGCAAGUCCUGCCGCCGUUACUGGACUCACGGCGGUACUCUCCGCGACAUUCCCGUCGGCGGCGGUACUCGCAAAGCCGCCAAACGCUCCCGCACUUGCUCCUCCUCCUCCUCCGCCGGAGCCCUCGACGUCCCGCUGCAAGCGACGCCUGUUCUCUUCCCUCAGACGUCGCUCUCCAACGGCGUUGGCCACGCCGUCACCGUGACCGCGCCGCUCGAGAACGGCGGAAAGGGGAGCUCUUUGUCUCUCUGCGGCAGUUUCACGUCUCUGCUGAGCCAAAACGCCAACGCAGCGGCGGCGGCGGCGACGACGCAUGGACCCGGCGGGUUUGGAAGCGGGCUCGGGUCGGGUUUCGAUGACGUCAGCUUUGGGCUCGGAAGAGCGGCUUGGCCGUUUUCGACUGUGAUGGGUGAGGCUUCCGCCGCGACGAAUGUAGCGAGUAACGGUGGUCAUCACGCGGUUCAGAUGCCAGCCACGUGGCAGUUCGAGGGUUUAGAGAGCGGCAACGCCGGUGGGUUCGUUCCCGGUGAGUACUUCGCGUGGCCGGACCUCUCCAUCACAACACCAGUGAGCUCACUCAAGUGAAAGCAAAGCUUCUGUCUUCACCAGAGGGUUUCUAUUUCAUUGGCUUUGUCUGAUCUCUUAGUCUUAGUGUGUGUGUCUGGUCGUUUUAGAACUUUGUGUAAUGAAACUAGCAAACAUAGGAAGUUUGUGUCUUUUGGACUCUAAGAUCUCUCCACCUUGUUACUUUGGACUCUGUUAUUACAGUUCUCGAACAAGUGAUUUUAUAAUUGCAACGAUGAUAC